AUGAAUGAUUUUAAUUUAACUGUCGAACCCAAUGAUAAGAUCGUCUUUGCUAGUAAAGAACUUGGCGAUGAACCUGUUGUGGUGAUGCUUAAAGUAACAAACACAACAAAGAAGAGACAAGCAUGCAAAAUAAAGUGCACUUCAAAUGCAAUGUUCCGCAUUCGCCCACCAGUUUUUGCAUUAAAUGCUGAUGAAGCAAUCGAUGUCAAACUGACAUUUAAAGCCGGAAAUGCCGUGCCCGACAGUGGUAAGCACUAUUUUGUAGUAUAUUAUAUUAACGCACCGGAUGAAAAAAUAGCUCCUCGAGUUUGUUGGUCAGAACAUAAAAAGGAACCAGCCGGAUCAAAAAGGCUUUACGUCGAUUUUAAACAAAUAAAGGAUGGAGUGAAAGGAAAGGAUAAAAAAGAAAAGGAAAUGGCUAAAGAUGAAAAAGAAAAGGAACUUGCCAAAGGUGAAAAAGAAAAAGACCUGGCUAAAGAUGAAGAAGAAAAGGAAAUGGCUGAAGGUGAAAAAGAAAAGGAAAAGACCAAGGAUGAAAAAGAAAAGGCGAAACAAGAAGAGAUAAAGGAUGACAAAAAGCUAGAAGAAGGGAAGGCAGACAAGGAAAAAGACCAAAAAGAUGAUGAAGAUGAUGAGGUUGAUAAAGAGAAUGAUAACAGCACUGAUAAAAAGGAAGAGGAAGAAAAGGAAGAAUGA
This is a messenger RNA of Dracunculus medinensis (Guinea worm), 696 nucleotides long. The record is from the annotation of a GenBank genome assembly. NCBI's taxonomy places the organism in Eukaryota, Metazoa, Nematoda, Chromadorea, Rhabditida, Dracunculidae.